UCAACUCACAACAGCAGGAUUGAACGAUCCUGGGUUGAGGUCGGCACUCAAUUUGCUUGCAUGUGGCAUGCAUUUUUCUACCAGCUUGAGAGGCUUCAUGGACUCAAUGUAUCUAAUGCCCAGCAUCUUUGGCUAUUACAUGAGCUGUUCCUCAGACAGAUUGAGUCUGACUGCAACACAUUUCAAGCUGAAUGGAAUGUACACCCUAUCUCUGGAGAAGGACAUGAUCAGAGCCCAAAUGAUAUGAGGCUUAUGGGCCAGCUCAAGCAUGGACUAUAUGCUGACGAUUGUGAAGGAGUCCAUCCUGAUAUCAUCAGACAAUACUAUGGAACUGCAGGAAGGCCUAUUCAUCGUGCACCCCAUCAAACUGGAGCAGGUCAUCCCUCAGAUGAGGAAUGGGAAGAUAUUAAUGAUGCAGAGGACAUUGGUACAGAAGAUCUACAAGAGCUUCCCCAGCUUAUCGCUGCAGAUCACAAUGCCCAUUUUCACCAUAAGCCUGUCCGUGUCCCAAAACAUGCCAGUCCUUUUUGCUCUGCUACUCUUUACGACACCUUUUGUCAAGCCCUUGAUCAAGUACAAGAGGCAGAGCAUAUCCCAGAUGGAUUUGGUAUCCUUCCACAUGAAUGGGAUGAUGAUGAGUAUCCUUCACAUGAAAUAAUUCAAUCAGGAUAA
Molecule: messenger RNA, 672 nt
Organism: Suillus subaureus
Lineage: Eukaryota; Fungi; Basidiomycota; Agaricomycetes; Boletales; Suillaceae
Exons: 3
Source: RefSeq, a predicted model, not a curated record